AUGGAUGGAUUAGAACCCAUGGAUGUGGACCAUCAGGCACAGUCCAGAGCACCUCGCCUUUUGGGAGAUACUGAUAUCGCAGCAAUAAUUGCAGCUAUAAGGGAGGACCAACCAGGAUCGUCUGCAUCAGCGCAGACACCCGCUUCGAAUCCUUCGUUUGUGCGCAAAGGAUAUGCGUCGCAAUUCGAGUUCAACGACUCAGUCAUGAAGAAUCUGACAAAAAUCAACAAGAAUGGACUGAGAAGGGAAGACGAGGAUCUACUCCAAGCGGCAAUAGAGCUAAUUAAGGUGAGGAACGAGACGCUGAAGAUAGCUGAUAAACAUCCAGGUGUUUUCUCUUUCCUGGACAGUAAGAAACAGGCGGAAGCUGUCAAAUCUUCAGACCCGUUCCUCUCAGAGUUUCUGGAACAAGUUCAUAAGGAAGAAAAAGCAACAAAGAAGAAAAGACCAUCUCUUCCCGAAUCGUCGUCCCAGCCCUUUCGAGGGCGGGAAUCGGCUUGGCGCCCCGACUCCCGAUUUUUCAGCUACAACCAAAGUUCAGAUCUUAUCCUCGUUUGGAACGACAGAGAUAUGGAAAUAGCUUCACGCCUCGCGAACCUUACCAGAAAUACCGCAAAGACAGACAGGAAAGACCAAGGAGUCUUUGUUUCUUGUGCGGGCACGAGGGACAUUGGAGAGAUGAGUGUCCAAGAAGGAAGUAAGCUUGUGGCAAAUGGUGCAGUAAAAGAGGUCGCACAUUCUCAACGUUCCGACAUAUUCGUACAUCCACUCAGCGUAGCAGAAGGUAAGAAGUUGAGACUUGUACUGGAUCUCAGCUAUCUUAACAAGAAUGAGUGCGACAAGAUCUCGCAAGAUAUCAGAAGGGACCUCAAGGACUUUGGAUGGUUCGAAGCCAAAGAAAAAUCGGAGUGGAGACCAAAUAGAAUUGAAAGAGCUGAAAGAAUUCUUUGGCGCAUGUUGCGAGAAAAAGCUCCCUCUUUGCAUACCAGAAUGAGAUGGGAGGGAUCCUUGGCAUCCAUGAGCUUAGUUAUUUCAGACAAAGACAAAAGACGAUCCAGAGCCAUAACAACGGCAGUAGCAGAAGCACAAUCUAGUGUUGGUGUCCGUUCACCUCAGGACUUGACGCUUUUCAAUCAACGACUGCGUGGUCAGGAUAUUCCCUUUGGUUAG
Molecule: messenger RNA, 1170 nt
Organism: Cooperia oncophora
Lineage: Eukaryota; Metazoa; Nematoda; Chromadorea; Rhabditida; Trichostrongylidae
Source: the annotation of a GenBank genome assembly